Messenger RNA from Calliphora vicina (urban bluebottle blowfly), 567 nucleotides. Its product is annotated as protein nemuri-like. Bases 1 to 567 code for a protein of 188 amino acids. The record is from RefSeq and is a predicted model, not a curated record. NCBI's taxonomy places the organism in Eukaryota, Metazoa, Arthropoda, Insecta, Diptera, Calliphoridae. The transcript has a single exon.
AUGAAAUUAUCGUUUACGUUUCUCUUUGCCAUCUUGGCAUUGCUGUGUGCUGUGCACUACAUCUCAGCUGCUACCGUUAUUUAUGCCGAUGAUAGUUUUUUGGAAGAACGCUUGGAAUACCCAGAAGUUAAGCCUGAAAUUAAGCCUAAAGUAAAUAAGGCUUUAGCUGAAGAAUUGGAUAAUGAACUUGAAGAUGAUGAUGAAGAAGCUGAAUUCUAUGAUGAUCUCGAAGAUGAUGAUGAUGAAAAUACACAAUUGUUUGAUGAACCUCAAUAUGAUGAUGAUGAUGACAAUACUGAAUUGCUUGAUGAUGAUGAAAAUGACUUGAUGGAAGCUGAAAAUGAUGACGAUGAGGAAAACGCCAAUGAAUUGGAAGAAAUUGAUGCUCGUGCUCGUCGUGGUAGACGUAGGAACCGUCGUAAUAGGCUUAGGCGUCGCAAGGGUCGUAAGGGACGCAAAGGUCGUAAGGGUCGUAAAGGACGCAAAGGACGCAAGGGCCGUAAAGGUCGCAAGAACCGCAAAAAUCGUAACCGCAGAAACCGCAGACGUCGUAAUCGUUCCGGUUAA